Molecule: messenger RNA, 4485 nt
Organism: Pelodiscus sinensis (Chinese soft-shelled turtle)
Lineage: Eukaryota; Metazoa; Chordata; Testudines; Trionychidae
Source: RefSeq, a predicted model, not a curated record
CCGUGUGUCCACCGCGCUGCAUCUCGGGAGGUGUAGUUCUGCCAGGAGCAGCGGGCCUGCGCUGGUGCCCGCCUCGAGCGGCUGAAAAGACUACUGGCAGGCCGAGCGCGGGCCUUGCGUGUGUCUGUGCUCGAGCACAGUGGGCUGCAGCAUGAAGAGGCGAGCAGGGGCGAGAGAGAAAGAAGCCAAGAAACGAAAGCUUCUUGAAGAACUUGGAGAGACUUGGCUUCCAUAUCUGACACCUAAAGAUGCUGAAUUUCACCAAGUGUGGAAGACCAAAUAUUCCAAACUCCUCCUCAAGAAAGCUGAUAACAUACCCAAAGAACUUCAUCAUGUAGUGCAAGAAGCCUUUGUGACCUUGCAAAAACAUGAUUGUUUUUUCCAAGAUCUUGUUAGAAUCAAAGGAAAAGAUUUUUUUACACCGGUAUCUCGUAUAUUAAUUGGAAACCCAGGAUACACAUACAAAUACUUGAACACAAGACUAUUUACUGUUCCAUGGCCUAUGGAUGAUUUUGAAAUAAAAUAUUGCCAUCCUGAACUAUUUACUGCUUGUAAAGCAUUAAUCAAACUGAAUGACUACUUGAAUAUAGAAGCAGUUCAGGCGUUGCAAGAACAAAAUUUAUUUGAGACCAAAGAAACUGAUGAUACUGCUGUCACAGAUAGAGAACAGGAUUUUGCUUUUAUUAAGGGUAAGGGAUCCCUCUUAGAAGAUCAAAGCACUCUUCAUACACCAAGGAAUUCUUGCACCAGUCUGAAGUACAGAACAUCUUAUAACUUGACUUUAUUAAAUUAUAUGGAUCCUCUACAAAUGCCAUACUUGAAACAAGAGCCUUAUUUUGGAAUGGGGAAUAUGGCAGUGAGCUGGCACCAUGAUGAGAAUCUGGUUGAAAGAUCAACAGUCGCUGUGUACAAUUACAGCUGUGAAGGUUCUGCAAGCGAUAAAGUUAAUGAACAGGAUAUGGAAGGGAGAGACCCAGCUGACUGGCAUGUAGGCCUGAAGGUGGCGUGGGACAUAAAGACACCUGGACUGGCAAUACCUCUUCACCCUGGAGACUGCUAUUUUAUGCUGGAUGAUCUGAAUAUGACACAUCAGCAUUGUGUUCUGGCUGGUUUGCAGCCUCGUUUCAGCUCUACCCACAGAGUGGCAGAGUGCUCAACAGGAACACUGGAAUAUAUUUUUGGACAGUGUGAGGUUGCACUUCAGAAUUUACAGGCUGAUUCUGAUUCAGCAGCUUUAUCUUUGAAAUCACUGGAAGUCCAAGUUGUAAAGGAAGUGGAAGGAAUCCAUAACGAGGUUGAGUUUGAGUGGCUUAGGCAGUUUUGGUUUCAAGGCAAACGCUAUAUGAAGUGCACUGGUUGGUGGUCUGAGCCAAUGGCUAAAUUGGAAGAGUUUUGGAAAAAAAUGGAGUUUAUGACAAGCCUAGUGCUCUGUGAAGUUGGAAAAGACGAACGAACCAGGGAACAAAGGAAUGAAAUCAUCAGCUGCUUCUUUCCACUUCUUACUGAGCGACAGGAGCUUCGCAAAGAAUGGGCAGCAAGGAGUGGAAGCAUUGGAGGUUAUCAAAGAAGAAAGUAGGUUUCCUUGACCCUCAUCUACAGUUCACAAUUGAUUAACAGAGACGAAAGAAAGAAAGAAAGAAAGAAAGAAAGAAAGAAAAGUUAAUAUUAGUCAAAAAACAUGAUUACACUGCAUUAGCCUUUUGUUAAAUUGUUAGGUCAUGAUAAACUAAUAAAUGCCUUCUUAUAGCUUUACAAAUGAUUUUGAGAUGGUGGGAGUCUACACUAAAUUACAGUUCAAUUUUACAGUACCUAUUUCUUAUUGAUGUGGUGUGUGUGGAAAUAAUUUUGUGCUCUCUAAUAACCUGUAGCUUUACAAGUAUUCAGAAAUCAGCUAGGGAAGUUAAGUAAUAGAAGUAGAAAUAGAAUAGAAAUAGAAAGAAUUCACUUUAGCCUUACCCUUAAAAUGAAGUACCUCUUACUUUUGGCUUGGCCAAAAUUCAUUAAAAUAUUUAUGAUAAUCUCAUGUCUAUGUAUUUUUUUAAUCCAAGAUUUUUUUCUAAUUGUAAGGAUCUAUUCCCUUUGCUACUAAAUGAAGAUACCACAAAAAACUAAACUAAUAAAAAGUAAUAUUUCUAUUUUAAAAUACUGUAAUGUAUCAUUUAUAAUUAUACAUUGCAUAUACUUUAUAAUUUUAUAAUACCCAGAGACACUAGGAUCUCUCUUUGUGUAGAAGCAUAUGAAUGAAAAUUCUCUAGAAAGUUUUUCCCCAUUGUCAUGAGGCUGUCCAAAUUAGAUAAAAUCAUCUACUAGCAAGAAAAUGUCUAAUCUGUGUUGUUAUGAUUCUGACUAAUAAAACUAAAAGAAACAAUAAAGUCAAGAUGCUUCAUUUUAAACAAAGAUAAUGUCUAGACACAUGUUUUCAUCUGAGAAGCUGAAUUUCCCCAAAGUGCAUGGUACUGCCAUUAAGAUAAAUGCCAGGUGCCAAAUUCAGUUUGGGUCUGAACUUCUUCAAAAUAUGCAGAUGUUCAAUUUUUGGAGUUUUGUUUCAGGCCCAUCUCUGAUUUUGAAAACCUUACUUUGUUCCCAGUCUUGUCCAUGUGGACAAUGACACCAAUAGUGAAUUCCAUUCAAGUCCACACAAGCAUCCACAAGCAGAUUCCUAUGCAGUAAGAUCUAUGCUCUCAACAGCACUUCAGUUUUUCUUCUUAGUGUUGAUACAGUGUUUUCUCUCCCUUCCAGCACACACUUUGAUGCUUUCCUUGCCCUUCUUCUCCAUUUCCUGUUGUUUUUGUGUCUGAGGCCAGGUUCUCACAGAUUAGCCCUUUAUUAAAUUAAAAGGUGCAUGUAGCUUCAUUAUCCUUCUCAGUGUGUUGUAGUUGAUACUGUUUAUUUUACCAACUUCAGAGCUUUUUUGCUUCAGGCAAAGCAACUACUACACAUUGUCAGAUAAAGUACCUUAUCUGUCAGUAGCACUCUUGUGAAUUAAUCAUAAUUCAAUAGGUUUACUAAUCAAGAUUUGAGAUGAAUGUUUUGAUAGAGCAAUCAGAUUUGUCUAAUCUAUCAUUAGCUGACAGUUGCUUUAGGCAGAGUGCUAACUUGGCAUUAGUACCUGGUUUUGAUCUGUUUGGCAUGGCCCCACUAGGCAGUAGCAUCAGAUAUUACAGCAAAGGAUCUUUGCACAUAUAAUACUUAAAAGUCCUUUUGCAGUUUCUGGACUAAUUGGGUGGACCAUAGUUGAGACAAACUAUUCCUGCCCACCCUGUAGUGCAUUAUCAACACAUUUUUGAACAAGGAGUUCGCUCUAUAAUUUUCUUAACUAACAGAGGUACUCAGGGCUUGUUGACAAAUCAGAGACAUGAUUUAUGGCAACAUAUGCAAGCUUUGCUCAGAGCUGAAAGGGUCACUGGGAUAGAAAGGAGAUAAACUUAAUAUAUUGUUAAGCGUUACUAAUUAUGAAUCCAGUCACGUCUGAUGUCACUAAAAUUUGUUCUCAAUUUUGCCUAGUUAUACAUUCUUGGGGUAAUUUACAGCAUAGCUCGCAGCAGUUUGUUCAAUUUGAAAGCAUAAAUGAAAGCUUUCAUUGUAUAUUGACAUAUUUUUCUUGUUAAGCAAUGUUUAAAGUACUGAUACAAGAUGCUGUAAUAGUGGGUUAGACUGCAAGUGCAAGUUUGGUACAUUGUAGUCAAUAAUAGAUUAGAGUGGGAAAAUGAAGGAUAAAAUUGAUGUGUUGUAAGUAGAGUCCUGUCUCAGUGUAGGAGGAAAAAAAACAUGAAGCAAAAUGUCCAAAUUCAGGCGCUUUCCCUUUUGGUCAUAUAUCUGUGCUACAGAAGAAAUGCCCGUAUGGGCCCAUAUUCAUACACUGCCCCAGUAUAUAUUCCUUCUCUCAUUAGUUGUAUAUUCAGGACACAUAGCAUCCACGUGUUAAGCACAUCACUGAUGAGAAGUCCCAUACUAGAAUGCCCCCCUCUUCAGAGAGCCUUUGGCAUAUGGGUGAAAUACAACCCUGUGCAAUGUCUAAGGACUAUGUGUAACUUGAGUCCCACUUCAGUCCGCCACACAGGCUUUAUGCUGGAGUAGUUCUCAAGCCUCAUUGGACCGCAACUCUCUUCUGACAACAAAAAUUAGGACACAAUCCUUGAGCCCAACUUUCAGAACCAGAUAGGUGGGGUGGGGAUAACAGAGACAAAGGCUUGGCUUCAGCCCCAGGCAAGAAGCACUUCGGCCUGGGGUUCAGGCCUGGGUUGGGGGCUUUGGCUUGAGCUUCAACCCCAGGCCCGAACAAGUUUAAUGCCAGCCAUGGUGACGCCAUUAAAAUGAGGUUUGAGAACCACUAUAUGGACGUUAAAACUGUAGGAGCAGGAUGCAGAAGCUGUACCCUUUGGAUUCUCUCCUAGCCACCCUGAAAUGGAUUGGAUACAUAACAGAUUUAAUAACACACCUCUUUUAUCUAAGGGUAUGUCUACAUUGCCCGCUUAUUUCAAAAUA